This is a messenger RNA of Iphiclides podalirius (scarce swallowtail), 333 nucleotides long. NCBI's taxonomy places the organism in Eukaryota, Metazoa, Arthropoda, Insecta, Lepidoptera, Papilionidae. The record is from the annotation of a GenBank genome assembly.
AUGCUCGUCGCUGGGGAACAAAAGUUGCGCCGAGGCGCGUCGGGUCGCGAGGCGGUGUGGCUGCCCACGGGGGUAUCGGACAUGUGCACCGUCCAUGAGCACGUGCCCGCCACGCGGCGGAAGUGCCGCGCCGACCCACUUCUCCUGACCUUCGCGAAUUUGUGUACGCAUCUCCCGCUCGAAGCACUGUUGACAAGGCCAACGCAGCGAGAUAGCAGAGGGCAGGUUGGGUCUUAUCUCUGCGGGGAUGUGCGCGACGCGACGGACGUGCCCUAUCUGUCCGCGCUGCCUAUCUCAUCCCUGAUCGUGAUCGGUUUGGUAUCGGUCACCACG